Formica exsecta is the source of this 2242-nucleotide messenger RNA. RefSeq names its product sodium-independent sulfate anion transporter-like. Gene Ontology annotation, cellular component: membrane. Bases 158 to 2107 code for a protein of 649 amino acids. NCBI's taxonomy places the organism in Eukaryota, Metazoa, Arthropoda, Insecta, Hymenoptera, Formicidae. The transcript is spliced from 11 exons. Gene Ontology annotation, molecular function: sulfate transmembrane transporter activity. Gene Ontology annotation, biological process: transmembrane transport. The record is from RefSeq and is a predicted model, not a curated record.
UCCAAGCAGCUGACGCGAGAGCGCCGCCAGUAUCGAUAAGCAAGGUGCGGCAAGUGCGAAUAACCGCGUAAUUAAUCGGAUUCGAUAUUAAAAUCCGCUUUCGAUCGUAAAAUAGCGAAAUAGUCAACUGAUUCAUUAGAAUCUCAUUUCGAACGUGAUGUCUGCAUCCACAAAGAUUUCCGACGAGGAAGUCUAUUCGCUACCGAUGCCGGAACGGAAAUCGUCCUCCGAUAUGAUAGCUAAGUACGUGCCAGUGCUCGGCUGGCUACCGCGAUACACCCGAACGGAGGCUGUGGCGGAUUUUAUAGCGGGCAUCACUCUGGGCUUGACUAUGAUUCCCCAGAGUAUAGCAUACGCGGCACUAGCUGGUCUGACUGCACAGUAUGGCUUAUAUUCUUGUUUCGUGGGCGGUUUCUUAUACAUCUUCUUCGGGACUAUCAAAGAGGUCUCGAUUGGUCCAUCGUCCUUGAUGGCUCUUGUGACACUGCAAUAUACACGUGACAUGCCGCCGGAUUUUGUAACACUCCUGUGUUUUUUGGUCGGAUGCGUGGAGUUUUUGAUGGGCGUGUUAAAUUUAGGAUGCAUGGUAGAUUUUAUUUCGAUUCCGGUGACAUCAGGUUUUAUUUCGGCAACGUCAGUCAUUAUAAUUAUUGCUCAGCUGCAGGGGCUUCUUGGAUUGAAAUAUAAAUCAGCUAAUAUUUUAGAUAAUUUGUACAAAUUGUUUAAAAAUAUGAAUAAGGUCCGACUAGCCGACGUCACACUCGGAAUCUGCAGCAUCAUAUUUCUUCUGAUUUUCAGAAAACUGAAAGACAUCGAUUGUUUUUGUAUGAGAGAUAAAAAAAACUCUGUUAGAAAUACAACGAUAAAGAAGAUACUUUGGUAUUUGUCCAUUGGUCGAAAUGCUCUCAUAGUAUUUAUAACAGGCGUAAUAGCUUAUCAAUUUGAAGCAACAGGAUCCAUUCCAUUUAGGGUUUCAGGGCAAAUAAAAUUCGGUCUUCCCACAGUAUCGUUACCGCCUUUCUCAGUACAAGUGGGAAAUCAAACUUACACGUUCCUGGACAUGUGCGUUCAUUACGGCUCAGGAAUAGUGAUACUUCCUCUCAUAGCGAUCCUGGCGAAUGUGGCGAUAGCCAAAGCGUUUGCGAUCGACGCAGCCGUUAAUGCGACGCAGGAGAUGCUAACACUCGGUCUCUGUAAUAUAUUCGGCAGCUUUGUAUCAUCGAUGCCCACCACCGGUGCAUUCACACGAAGCGCAGUCGGUAGCGCCAGUGGCAUACAAACUCCUAUGGCCGGUUUAUAUUCCGGAACCAUGACAUUGUUGGCGCUGAGCUUUUUAACGCCGUACUUUAAUUACAUUCCACGCGCGACGCUAUCAGCGGUGCUGAUAACCGCCGUAAUGUUCAUGAUUGACAUGAAGAUUUUUAAACUGCUUUGGAAGGGAUAUAAAACGGAUGCCAUCGCAGCGAUAGGUACCUUCUUGAUCUCUGUUCUUAUCAGCAUCGAGAUUGGGCUGCUUCUGGGUGUCUUUUUCAAUCUAAUCUUCUUCAUUAAACCGACCGCGAGACCGACGGUUCAAGUCUUCAAGUGUAAGACUCAUUUAGGAAAUAGAUAUAUAAUGUUAAAGCCCGAUAUAUGUCUCUAUUAUCCCGCAGUAACUUUUUUCUGCGAUAAAGUAAUGAGUAUAGCCAGAAACGAACAAGAUGAUGUCCCAUUGAUCGUAGAUUGCGAAAGAUUCACUAAUCUUGAUUACACUUCAAUCAAGGGUAUCGAAAUGCUAUCGAAAAGAUUGAAUCUGGAAAGAAAUCGAUUUUGGUUGUUGCGUCUUAAUUCCGAUGUCGUGGAAAGUUUCGACAUUCUCGCUGAUAAUAAAUAUAUUCGUCUGAUCAAAAAUGAAGAAAACAUCGCAGAUAUUCUUCAUGACGAUGUAUUAUCUAAUAAAGAACUUGACGAUGCAAUUAAUAUUGUUACAAAAAAAGCAACGGAAAUGAAAAGAUUGGAUCAUGGAGAUUUUUCAUAUUCAUCGACUUUGCGACACAAGGAUUCCGAAUUAAAUGCUGAAGAAUUGGUUUUAAUGUCAUCUUCACCCGAGUCACAAAUACAACAAUAACUGUGAUUCUAUCUUAAUUCAAUUCAAUUUAUAUUUAUAAAUAUUAUGUAUGAUUAUAAUCCAGACAAUCAAAUUAAGAACAAAUUUUACAAAAUGUCUGCCAGAAUCUAAUUAAAAACGUAAUAUACUGAGAAA